Molecule: messenger RNA, 1740 nt
Organism: Ylistrum balloti
Lineage: Eukaryota; Metazoa; Mollusca; Bivalvia; Pectinida; Pectinidae
Product: neuropeptide Y receptor type 6-like
Exons: 1
Coding region: 143-1231 (362 amino acids)
Biological process (GO): G protein-coupled receptor signaling pathway
Cellular component (GO): membrane
Molecular function (GO): neuropeptide Y receptor activity
Source: RefSeq, a predicted model, not a curated record
GUAGCCUUGGAGACAACAGUUUGGUAAAACCUAGAGGCACAGCACCAAUAAAUAAAACCAACACUUCAACAUGCAUCUUCACACCAGAAGAUCUUCACCAGAUCACCUGGUAGCAAGACGCACAGAGUAAGCACUACGAGGCAUGGCAGACGAGUCCCUGUGGAUAACAUACGACAUGCUAAAUUUUACCGAUGAUCUGCUUCUGCAGCUUCAGAUGUCACAACAGAAUGAGACCGGACAAAUUGAGCAGGACCUUCUGCUCACAAGUGAACCUUUACGUAUUUUCAUUAUCACCAUCUAUUCAAUCGUCAUCAUUCUCGGGUUCAUAGAGAAUCUUCUGGUUGUUAUAGUGAUAGUGAGACACCCUCAUCUUCACAAAGUCACCAACAUUUUCAUCGCCUCACUCGCUGUGUCCGACAUCGUUUUGUGUGUGUUUAAUCUACCAUUCCAGCUCCACUACCAGCUUACAGACUUCUGGGCAUUCGGUGAGGUUUUGUGCCGAAUCAUCAUGCCUACUUUCGGAGUUCCUAUAUUUUAUUCUGCAACCUGUAUGAUGAUGAUCGCAGUUGAUCGGUACAUUUUGAUUGUGUUUCCCUUCAGGAAGCGAAUCACCAAGGAGAUGGCCAUCCUAAUUAUAGCUGUGAUAGUGUUCAUCACUUUUGGACUUGCCACCCCCGUCAUGAUCCACACACAGUAUGACGUUAUAAAUGUACCGUUAUUCAAUCUACACAAGGUCUUCUGCUAUGAGAAGUGGCCACGGUAUGGUGCUCUGACGUACACUUUUUCUAUAUUUAUUUUCCAAGUUUUGUUACCAUUUGGAUUGACAGCUGUUUUGUACUUUAAAAUUCAUCUUGUGUUACGACAACGUCCACUCAAAAGAUCAGAAACGAGACGGAAUAAUCGGACAAACAGAAUACUGAUCUCAAUUGUGGUUCUUUUCGCAGUUUCCUGGUUGCCCUGGAAUAUCUUUGCCUUGAUAAUCACCCUAAAUCACAAAGCUGUGUAUGGACCCUACUUCAGACUUAUUGACUUAUUACUAAAAAUCAUAGCCAUGAGCUCAGCAUGCAUCAAUCCUUUUCUGUAUGGAUGGCUCAAUGACAACUUCAGAAAAGAAUUUGGCAUCAUGCUCGGAAAGAAAAUAAAACAAGUGCGUCACAAUGGCUAUACAAAUACAUAUGCUGAGGCAUCUAAGACAUGUGUUGUUCAGGACAAGUUAACUACAGCAUUAUAAGCAUACGAUAUGUCACCAUAUUUGUUUUUGGUUUUAUUACAAUGAUAUGUAUCCUUAUUACUAAAUAAUACUCCAAUUAAUAAUUUAUAUCACUAAGAUAUCAUUACAACUACUUCCUACAAGUUUAUACUACAGUCUGUACUAAGGACUAUUCCAUCAUUUCAAAAAUUAUUCAUCUAAAAUUCUCAAGUGACAAAGGAACAUAUAACAAAUGCAUCAUGUUUUUCAAAGUUUAUAAUCACAUUGAGAAUGAUUGGUCAGUGAUUCCUAAACUCUGUUUUGUUAAAGUUACAGAAAACUACAAUUUUGUAGCAGUUUGGAAGUCUGAAAUGACAUUCUUUUAAAUCAUUCAGAACAGUUUAAUUUUCAUCUUGUGAUUGUGUACAGUUGUAUCCAUCUGUCCAAUGAGCCGCUCCAGCUAAUUCUCUUGUCAAACAUACUGAUAUUGAAUCACUUAUAAUGAUUAUCUCCAAUACUUUGUAAAUUAAAAAAACUUUUUACUCCAGAAA